UGAGAAUCUUAGAAGAGGUUUUCUUGCAAGAAACUUGUUCUUGCACGAAUUUGGUUCUUGGAAGAGGUUUCUAUGACACUGAGGCAUCAAGGAUGAAUGUCGGCGACGCAGAAUAAAGUUCUCGGGCCUUUGAUUUGCGAUUUCACCAUCGGCAUUGUAAUCCAUCGGUAGCCAUAGUUUAUUUUUCGAUUUGUUUGCAUUAGAAUCCAUGGGUUGUGUUCUUGGAAAGUGUUUAACUUCCAGUCGCUACCCGCGGCCUUCUGACGGCGAUAUGACCCAAUCCUGCGAUGCUCCGCCGUGUAGUUUAGAAGGAAAACAUGUACUAACGGGAAGGUUAUUGGAGUCUGUUCGUGUGCCUUCUCAUAACUUCCGUUUGGAGUACUCGCUCCUGACCCAGCGCGGCUACUACCCUGAUUCCCCUGAUAAAGAAAACCAAGACAGCUUCUGUGUCAGUACACAAAUGGGAGGUAAUCCGAAUAUCCAUUUAUUUGGUGUCUUUGAUGGCCAUGGUCAAUUCGGAUCGCUGUGUUCUAAUUUCGUUAAGGAGAAGAUUGUGCAAAUGCUAUGUAACGAUUCUAAAUUGUUGGAAGAUCCUGUUAAAGCUUAUAAUUCGGCAUUUUUGACCUUAAAUGAUGAAUUGCGUAGUAGUGAUAUUGAUGAUUCCAUGAGCGGCACUACAGCCAUUACUGCUCUUGUUCUUGGGAAUACCCUUUACGUUGCCAAUGUGGGCGAUUCGAGGGCAGUAAUGGCUGUUAGAGUUGGGAAUCGAAUUGUUGCCGAGGAUAUGUCCCAUGAUCAAACACCAUUUAGGAAGGAUGAGUGCGAGAGAGUAAAGCUGGCCGGGGCUAGAGUGUUGACCAUUGAUCAAAUUGAAGGGCUUAAAGAUCCGGAUAUUCAAGUAUGGGGUGAUGAGGAGACCGAGGGAAAUGAUCCUCCUCGAUUGUGGUUUGCUGAUAGCUUGUACCCUGGUACUGCAUUUACACGGAGCGUAGGAGACAGUACAGCGGAGAAGAUUGGUGUCACUGCUGUCCCUGAGGUUUCAGUAGUUGAGCUGACUCAAAACCAUCUUUUCUUUGUUGUUGCAAGCGAUGGAGUUUUCGAGUUCCUUACGAGCCAAGCUGUUGUUGAUAUGGCUGCAAGGUAUACCGAUCCACGGGAUGCAUGCUCAGCUAUUGCUGGAGAAUCAUAUAAGCUAUGGCUGGAUCAUGAAAACCGGACAGAUGAUAUAACAAUCAUCAUCGUUCACAUCAAGGGCUUCUCUAGUUCAGGCGCUGCUGCAAUUGUUGGGCAGCAUGGACUCCGCAUAAGCCAUGCAAGUUCAGAGUGGGGAAGCUCGGAGGCCUUUUGCUCCAUUAGAAGUGAUUUCUCAGAUCCACAGGUCUCUCAGCAUGUGGGCUUGAUGAACAGGAACACAGCAAUUGCUGUUCCAUCUCUCACGCAGUACCGACCAUUGGAAGUGGAAGUGGGUUAAUGGGGAGUAUGCCUUCCCCUAGCUGCUAAAAAAUAUUCUCGUUUCGCUUGUAACAAAGAUAUCUUAUCGUCAAUGUUGCUAGUCAGUCCUAACCACAAGAAUAUGUAUGUACAAGGAAGAACAUAUUGCUGUCUCUCUAUCUGAGAGUUGCUCCAAGCUAAAGCCAACGAAAUUAUUGUACACUUGGAAAUGGUGGCAACGAUGAUAAAUCGACGGUGUUUCUCAUUGAAUGGAAUUCAGAGAGAAGGAAAUCGACAUGAUGGUUUGGUUUGGUUUCUUAGAUUCCUCAUAUUCCCUGGGUGGUUUAUGAAGGCCUUUUCCUGAACUUUGUAUAUAUGAUGAUAUUGUACAGAGAUUCUUGACCGCAUUCUUGACUUUUACAUGAAAAUGUGUUGCUCUGAA
Molecule: messenger RNA, 1873 nt
Organism: Cucurbita maxima (winter squash)
Lineage: Eukaryota; Viridiplantae; Streptophyta; Magnoliopsida; Cucurbitales; Cucurbitaceae
Product: probable protein phosphatase 2C 35
Exons: 4
Coding region: 209-1471 (420 amino acids)
Biological process (GO): protein dephosphorylation
Cellular component (GO): cytosol; nucleus
Molecular function (GO): protein serine/threonine phosphatase activity; cation binding
Source: RefSeq, a predicted model, not a curated record